This is a messenger RNA of Triticum turgidum subsp. durum (durum wheat), 732 nucleotides long. Lineage: Eukaryota; Viridiplantae; Streptophyta; Magnoliopsida; Poales; Poaceae. The record is from the annotation of a GenBank genome assembly.
AUGACCCCCGGCUCGAUGUGCCGCUACUUCUACCGCAAGGUCGUCCUCUCUGACUCAGCCGACAUUGCCAUGCUUAUCACUAAUUUACGGUACGGCGCCGUGGCCUUCGCCACGGCGAAGGGCCGUGUGUGGAGGCUGGUGCCCUCGCGCCACUGCAUCGCCAAGGCCGGGACUAAGUGUGCCAUGUGGCCGAGGCCGCCCUCGCGCGACAGCAUAGAGGACGCCAUCCACCACGACGGCAGGUUCUACUCGAUUACUUACUCCGGCGAGGUGGAGGUGUGGGAGCAGGACGCCGAUGGUACCGGCGUGUUCACCAGUGUUGUGGUAGCACCAGGGCAGCCCUGGUGCAACCACUGCAAGUACCUGGUGAUGGGGCCGGGUGGUCGGCUAAUGGUCGUGCUCAAGCAGUCUGAUAAGAUCACACAUCGGUUGACAUUCAAGGUGCAGGUCCUUGACGCUGGUGCAGAGCAAUGGAAGGAGGCGGACGACAUCGGCGACGCAGCGCUGUUUGUUGGGGUGAACGGUUUGCUGUGCGUGUCGACGAGGGAGCACCCUGAGCUUAGGGCCGGCUGUGUCUACUACACCGCCGACGAUCUGUCGCUGUGCUACCCCGACAACCAGCGUAGCGCCGGGGUGUUCAGCCUCAAGGACAGCCGGGAGGAGAAGGUCGAGGGCCUUGGGCCGCAUCGGAACAAGCCGCCACCGGCAUGGUUCACGCUUUGCAUCCCAUGA